Molecule: messenger RNA, 591 nt
Organism: Nematocida major
Lineage: Eukaryota; Fungi; Microsporidia
Product: Ras-like protein gene family, member A
Exons: 1
Coding region: 1-591 (196 amino acids)
Biological process (GO): small GTPase-mediated signal transduction
Molecular function (GO): GTPase activity; GTP binding
Source: RefSeq, a predicted model, not a curated record
AUGGCGAAAAACAAAGAGACAUACAGAGCCAAGGUUGUGGUCAUAGGAGAUGGAGCUUGCGGAAAGACGUGCUUGUUGGAGGUGUACAAGUCUGGGAUAUUCCCUGAGGACUAUGUUCCUACAAUAGUGGAUAACUUCGUGACAAAAGAGUCGACAGAGAAAGGAGAGGUGGUUCUAACGCUGUGGGAUACGUCUGGGCAGGACGAAUACGACGCACUGCGGCCACUGUCGUACAGCAAUGCAAACCUCAUACUAAUAUGCUACUCCAUUGAGAAAAAGGACCGGCUAGGAAACAUAGAGGAAAAGUGGCUUUCGGAAAUCCAGAACUUGUGCAAAGAUGUUCCGUACUUCUUGGUAGGCCUGAAGGCUGACGUGCGCGACAAUGCACCAUCCUCGCAGGCUGACAACUUUGUAAGUAACGAGGAGGGGCGCUCCUUGGCGCAGAAGAUUGGUGCAAAGUACUUCGCGGAGUGCUCGGCCUUGACCAAGAAAAAUGUGAAGGAGACCUUUGGUGAAAUUGCAAACUACAUCAUAAAGCAUCAAAAGGAAACAAUGUCACAGAGGCGCUUUAAGUUUUUCUAUUGUUGUUAA